This is a messenger RNA of Pteronotus mesoamericanus, 4440 nucleotides long. It is a transcript of the gene ZHX2, whose product is annotated as zinc fingers and homeoboxes 2. Bases 676 to 3219 code for a protein of 847 amino acids. Gene Ontology annotation, biological process: regulation of transcription by RNA polymerase II. Gene Ontology annotation, cellular component: nucleus. Gene Ontology annotation, molecular function: DNA binding; DNA-binding transcription factor activity, RNA polymerase II-specific. NCBI's taxonomy places the organism in Eukaryota, Metazoa, Chordata, Mammalia, Chiroptera, Mormoopidae. The transcript is spliced from 4 exons. The record is from RefSeq and is a predicted model, not a curated record.
UUUUUUUUUCUUUUUAAAAUUUUGGGCACUGUUCUCCGUACGAGGGCUUUUUCUGUCUGUCUGUCCGGCGGGCUGGCUUGGCCCCUCUUUCCCACGGAGCCCGCGCCGGGCGCCCGGUGGAGAGUGGGGAGUGGGUGGGGGCAGCCAGCAGAGUUCCAUUUUGGAACGCCCGUGCCGCGUCUCCGCGUUCCCAGCCCGGGUCCCCGCGUUCCCAGCCCCGGCGCAGGUCUUGACGCACUGACUGGCCGCGGAGUCAAAGUGUAAAAAGAUUCCCAGGAUGUAAGCGAUACGGGACUGGUGAGUGACGAUGUGUCAAGGCGCAGGUCGGGCCUCGGUUGGAUGUCAAGAAGGGAAAGAUGAAUGGGAGGAGCAGGGGCCGCUCUGAAACUGUUUCUGUCCAGAUGCACCUGGAAACGGCACAGUGCAGAGAAUCCAGAUACGAUGCUGUCUCUUGUGUUUAAUGGUUGGAGCAGUUACAAUUUUCUGUGCUGAGAUCAUUCUGGAAACUCAAACACUAGACUUCAGCAUUGAAGGGAAGCCAAAGUCACUGGAGGGGGAAUAAAGCCAAGAGCCUUUCUUUGACCUUAUUUGUUCCAAAAAUUUCAUAGCCCCUUCCCUACGUGCUCCACCCCCCAUCCCCGCCCCAAAAUAAGCCAUCGCACACAGACGGGCAGCAUGGCGAGCAAACGAAAAUCUACAACCCCGUGCAUGGUGCGGACAUCCCAGGUACUAGAACAAGAUGUGCCUGAGGAAGGAGACAAGGCCAAAGAGAAAGGGAUCGGCACGCCACAGCCUGAAAUGGCCAAGGAUAGUUGGGCAGCAGAACCUGAAAACUCUUCCAAAGAAAAUGAAGUGAUAGAGGUGAAAUCGACAGGGGAGAACCCAUCCAAAAAGCUCCAAGGCGGUUAUGAGUGCAAAUACUGCCCCUACUCCACGCAAAACCUGAACGAGUUCACGGAGCACGUGGACAUGCAGCACCCCAACGUGAUUCUCAACCCCCUCUACGUGUGUGCCGAAUGCAAUUUCACAACCAAAAAGUACGACUCCUUGUCUGACCACAACUCCAAGUUCCAUCCAGGGGAGACCAACUUUAAGCUGAAGUUAAUCAAACGCAAUAAUCAAACUGUCCUGGAACAAUCCAUCGAAGCCACCAACCACAUUGUGUCCAUCCCCACCAGUGGCCCUGGAAGCAAUGACAAUGACCCUGGGAUCUCGGUGAGUAAAACCCCCAUCAUGAAGCCAGGGAAACCGAAAGUUGAUGCCAAGAAGGUGCCCAAGAAGCCUGAGGAGGCAACCCCUGAGAACCACAUGGAAGGGACUGCCCGCCUGGUGACAGACGCAGCUGAGAUCCUCUCGCGACUCGGAGGCGUGGAGCUGCUCCAGGAGCUAGGGCACGUCAUGCCUUCCGUCCAGCUCCCGCCAAAUAUCAACCUUGUCCCCAAAGUCCCCGUCCCACUGAAUACUACCAAAUACAACUCUGCCCUGGACACAAAUGCCACCAUGAUCAACUCCUUCAACAAGUUCCCCUACCCGACCCAGGCGGAGCUGUCCUGGCUGACGGCUGCGUCCAAACACCCGGAAGAGCACAUCAGAAUCUGGUUUGCCACCCAGCGCUUAAAGCACGGCAUCAGCUGGUCCCCAGAGGAAGUAGAGGAGGCCCGGAAGAAGAUGUUUAAUGGCACCAUCCAGACAGUCCCCCCAACAAUCACUGUGCUGCCCACCCAGCUGGCCCCCACCAAGAUGCCACAGCCCAUCCUGCAGACAGCUGUGCCAUGCCAGAUCCUCGGCCAGACCAGCCUGGUGCUGACGCAGGUGACCAGUGGGUCAACAACCGUCUCUUGCUCCCCCAUCACGCUUGCUGUGGCCGGAGUGACCAACCACGGCCAGAAGAGACCCUUGGUGACUCCGCAAGCUGCCCCUGAGCCCAAGCGUCCACACGUCGUGCCCGCGCCCGUGCCCGUGCCUGUGUCUGUGCCUGUGCCCGAGCCCCCACCCAGGGUGCCCAAUCCUGUGCCAACCCCAGCCAGCGACCGCAAGAAGACAAAGGAGCAGAUAGCCCAUCUCAAGGCAAGCUUUCUCCAGAGCCAGUUCCCAGAUGAUGCUGAGGUCUACCGGCUCAUCGAGGUGACCGGCCUUGCCAGGAGUGAGAUCAAGAAGUGGUUCAGUGACCACCGGUAUCGAUGUCAAAGGGGCAUCGUCCACAUCACCAGCGAAUCCCUUGCCAAAGACCAGCUGGCCAUCGCGGCCUCCCGACAUGGCCGCACGUAUCAUGCCUACCCAGACUUUGCCCCGCAGAAGUUCAAAGAGAAAACACAGGGUCAGGUGAAAAUCCUGGAAGACAGCUUUUUGAAAAGUUCUUUUCCGACCCAAGCAGAACUGGAUCGGCUAAGGGUGGAGACCAAGCUGAGCAGGAGGGAAAUCGACUCCUGGUUCUCCGAGAGGAGGAAGCUUCGGGACAGCAUGGAACAAGCCGUCUUGGAUUCCAUGGGGUCUGGGAAAAAAGGCCAGGAGGUGCUGGCCCCCAACGGUGCUCUGUCUCGCCUUGACCGGCUCUCUGGUGCCCAGUUGGUCAGUUCUCUGCCCAGCCCUUCACCAGCAAUUACAAAAAGUCAAGAACAGGUCCAUCUCCUGAGGAGCACGUUUGCAAGAACCCAGUGGCCUACACCCCAAGAAUAUGACCAGUUAGCGGCAAAGACCGGCCUGGUCCGAACUGAAAUUGUGCGUUGGUUCAAGGAGAACAGAUGCUUGCUGAAAACUGGGACUCUGAAGUGGCUGGAGCAGUACCAGCAGCAGCACAUAGCGGAGGACCACGGCUAUGACGCCCUGUCAAGGAAAACAGCUAAGGCUGUCAUCACUGAGAGCCCAAAGAACGGGAAUGAGGCGGGGCCGCAAUACCACAAGGACCCCAAAAAGCUCUGCGAAGAGGACUUGGGGAAGCUGGUGCCCAGGGUGAAAGUGGGCAGCGAGCCAGCAAAAGACGGUUUGGCAGCAAAGCCCUCAGAGGCCACCUCGGACAGGUCAGAGGGCAACAGCCGGGAUGGCCAGGGCAGCGACGAGAACGAGGAGUCGGGAGUCGUGGAUUGGGUGGAGGUGACAGUUGGAGAGGAGGAUGCCAUCUCUGACCGGUCGGACAGCUGGAGUCAGGCCGCCCCUGAAGGCGCCACGGAGCCGGCCGACUCGGACUCCGACAGUGUCCCCGCGGAGGCUGGCCAGGCCUAGACAGAAAGACAGUCAGAACGGCUGUGCUGGUGAAGGGGACGUUCCGUCUUUGAAGAAAGAAGAGAACUUCCCUGCCAGGCCUGCGGUGGACCACCUGGCCGGAGACUCCAAGCGGAACUACUUAGCUGGCCUGUCUCUGCGGAGCACAGGAACCCAGCAACUUUCACAGGCGCCUCCCAGAGGACGGGUGGGAAUUGUUCGUUGUGCCAAAGUCCUACUACUGCGUUUUCAAUGGUUCCUUGUAAAUAGUUUGCUCCUCUGCCCUGUCCCCCACCUCUCGCGCUACUGGAACCAAUUUGUACCAUGUGGGGAUUUUGCUACCUUUUUAAUCGAGCGCGAUUUCCAUCCCCAGCACUACCACCGGAAGGUUUUUUCCAGGAGGGAGGGCUGAUCAUGCGUGCUUUUCUCUUUCUUCCUUUUCUCUUUUUAUUUUUAUUUUAUUGAUUUUGGGGUGGGAGUAAUGUUAGCAUUAGUGCCAUUGUAUCUACUGGAUUUUAGGUAGGGAGAGUUCAUUUUUUUAAAGGCAGUUUGAAAUGUAGGCGAUUUCUCGGGGAGAAGUUGUCGGUCUCGACCUGGAGAGAGUUUACAGAUGGCAGAUCUUCCAAAUCAAAUCCCUUUCCACUUCUUCCCCCAGCCGCCUUUGGAGUUCCUGUGUAGCCACGCACAGGGCUUCCCGAAUAGCCUCCUGCAGGUUCCUCAGUGGCCUGGCCGCUCAGUAGACCUGGGGCCCAGCUGGCGCUGGGAGACCUGGGGGGCGGGGGGCUGCCCUUUUUAAGCUCCUUUUUAGGUAUCCACAGAAAGGGCUCUCACGUUUAUUAGCAUUAUCUUUACAUUUAUGAAAUUAAUACAAAAAGAGAUCUUCCUAUCUAGAUGGUACAAAGAUGAACCGCUUUGGUUUUCAUUUCUGUUCCUAACUGGCUUUUUUCAGUGUGUUUUUUGACAAGAUUUCAGCUUGAAGCUUCACCAUGAACUGAUUUUUUUCAUUGUUGUUGGCGUGUUUGUUUUGGGCCAAUUUUAGAUUCCUGAGUGCACUUUUUUCUCCCAUUAGUCCUAACUUUUAAAGAAGAAAAACCAAGAGUCAUAUCCAGUAUAAAUGUUGCAAUAUGAACUCUGUUUGCAACCCAACCCCCCAAUUUGAGUACACUGCACAAAUAAAAUGCUAGGGAGUUUGGAAAGAAACAAUUUUUCUAACUUGUUGCUCAUUUGUUGUAACUCAAUAAA